Molecule: messenger RNA, 1005 nt
Organism: Lacerta agilis (Sand lizard)
Lineage: Eukaryota; Metazoa; Chordata; Lepidosauria; Squamata; Lacertidae
Product: protein C19orf12 homolog
Exons: 3
Coding region: 231-677 (148 amino acids)
Source: RefSeq, a predicted model, not a curated record
GAGGCGGGGUUUUCUACAAAGCUGCUCAGGCCUAACCUUGAUUGGGUCAGCAAAGAGGAGCACCUGUUUUUGAAAAACUGAAAGUGGGGUUUUCUACAAAGCUGCUCAGGUUCAUUUCCUCAUUUGCAUCCUGAAUUAGAAGAAGCAACUCCUGAAGUGGUCCAGUUUGUGGAAAUAUUGUGACCAAAGAAGUUUUCUUUAGGAGUCAGGCAAUUGGGUAUAAGCCAGACAUGUCAUCGAUUACCGUGCACGAUAUGAUGCAGCUUCUGAGCCGACUAUCUGAAGUGUGGGGAAUGACGGCUGCCAGCAAGGAACCCCAACGAAUUUCUCUUUUGGCAAGUUUGGGGGCCUUUAUGGGGGGCAUGUUGGGCGGCGGACCAAUUGGCCUUGCAGUAGGGAGUACAAUUGGUGGCUUGGUCGGCACCCAGACGGCAGCUGGAACUGGAGAAUUUAAGCCCAUCCGUCAGAUUCUUCUGGAUAUGUCUCCUGUGAAGCAGCAGCAACUGUACAUGAUAGCCUUACCCGUCAUCCGGCAUAUGGAGUGGCCGAACGCGGUGCAGCUCAUGAACCUGGUCAUGGAGGAUGUAGCCAUACAAGAGCAACUGAUUGGGGUGCUGAUGGACUAUCUCGCCAAUGAACUCAAAGUAGAAAUCAAGUUGGCCAAAAGGAAACCUUGACGAAGCCAAUGUGUGUGCAUUCAGAAGCAAUUGCCAGAUGAAGAUAGCACCAGCCUCACUGGGGAUGUGUGGUGCAGGUCCUAGGCUAAGCAGGCACCAAACAUUUAAAGCGUUUGACUGGGAACUGUAGCUUUUAAAUUGUUGCUGGGGAAUUAUAGCUCUGCGAGGAGUAAACUACAGGUCCCAGGAUUAUUUUGGGAGAAAGCGGUGUCCUUUUAAUGUAUGACGUGUACACAGCUCUAAAUCAUUUGGUGUGGGGAACCUUUUGUCUCCCAUUUUUAUCCUUAUAUGCUUGUUUUCUUCCAUUUCCCCACUACUCUUGAUUAAA